This is a messenger RNA of Aspergillus wentii DTO 134E9, 1240 nucleotides long. Its product is annotated as class II aldolase/adducin domain protein. The transcript is spliced from 5 exons. Gene Ontology annotation, molecular function: actin filament binding. Bases 177 to 1082 code for a protein of 301 amino acids. NCBI's taxonomy places the organism in Eukaryota, Fungi, Ascomycota, Eurotiomycetes, Eurotiales, Aspergillaceae. The record is from RefSeq and is a predicted model, not a curated record. Gene Ontology annotation, cellular component: cytoskeleton.
GCGCCUUCUACAGACAAGCGGAUGCGGGGUUGCAGAUAAGGAUAUAUAUUGUGGGACAGCAAUCAAGAAGUCGUCUUUCUUCGAAUUCUUGCAGUAUCUACAAUUGAAUAAGAUUCUUCUUUCGUGGGAAGAUCGCAAUAGAUCGACUGCCUACUUGAUCUAUCAUCAACGACAAAAUGUCCACCAUAACUGUGACAGAAACCCAACCCACUCGCCUCGUGACACAGAACCAACCCCAACCCAUCCCUGCAGCAGCAGACGAUGCCAAAUUCCAAGCCACUGCCCGAGGCGAUCGAAACGGGACUCUCAAGCUCCCUGGCAUCCCAACUUUUACUGAUCCCCUCGAGAAGCGCAAAUGGAUGAAAGAGCACAUGGCGGCGGCGUUUCGUUUCUUCGGGAAACAAGGGUACGGCGAGGGGAUUUCGGGACAUAUUUCCAUGAGAGACCCCGUCCUAAAAGACCACUUCUGGAUGAACCCCUACGCCAAACACUUUUCCGUCAUGAAAGCCUCCGAUCUGGUCCUGGUCGACAGCGAAGGAUAUGUUACAGAAGGUGGAGCGCAGACACCCAUCAACGAAGCCGGAUUCAUGAUUCACUCUGAGAUUCACAAGGCGCGACCGGAUGUUAUUGCCGCGGCGCAUACGCAUGGGAUUUAUGGGAAGACGUGGAGUGCGUUCGGGAAGCCGGUUGAGAUGCUUUCUCAGGAUGCAUGCAAUUUCUAUGGUAGAUUGAGUAUCUACGAUGACCAUGGAGGAAUUGCGCUGGCUCAGGAUGAAGGGGCGCAGAUUGCCAAUGCGCUUGGGGAGAAGAAUAUUGCUUGUAUUUUGCAGAAUCACGGUUUGUUAACCGUGGGCUCGACGGUCGACGAGGCAGCCUUCCUGUUUGCUAGUUUGGACCAUGCUUGCCACUCGCAGUUGAUGGCCGAUGCUGCUGCUGCUAAUGGUGUGCCUAAGAAGAUUAUCAACCAUGAGGUUGCUCAGUAUACGGCUGAUGCUGUUCAGAAUCCGCAUAACUUUUACACCGAAUUUCAGCCGGAAUUUGAGCUAGUCGUUGAGGAAAGUAAUGGACGGGUUCUUCAGUAAUUUAGUUGGUUUUUAUAGUUAUGACUAUGAUAUUGCAAUUGCCAUCUUAUGCUGCCAAUAUAGUUGAAGUGUCUGUAAAAUAGAAGUCUAUUUUCCAUGUGGUAUGCACGUGACUUCCACAUGGCAUCAACCGAGUUGAGAAGACAACUGGAUCAACA